AUAUAUACCGUCUCAGCCGCCGCCGCGUCUGCCCUUCCCCUCACUCUCGCUGUCUCGGAUCGGAGGAGGGGACCGAUACACAUCCGAACAAUGAGCAAAUUGCAGAGUGAUGUUUUGAGGGAAGCAAUCUCCCAGGUUGUUGGUGAUUCUCGGGAGAAGAAACGAAAAUUCACUGAAACAGUUGAGUUGCAAAUUGGGCUGAAAAACUAUGAUCCUCAAAAGGACAAGCGAUUCAGUGGAUCCGUGAAACUACCUCACAUUCCACGUCCGAAAAUGAAGGUCUGCAUGCUCGGAGAUGCUCAACAUGUUGAGGAGGCAGAGAAAAUUGGCCUUGAUUAUAUGGAUGUUGAAAGUUUGAAAAAGAUGAACAAAAACAAGAAGCUGGUUAAAAAGCUUGCAAAGAAAUACCAUGCUUUCCUAGCAUCAGAGGCCAUCAUCAAACAGAUCCCUCGUCUUCUUGGCCCUGGUCUUAACAAGGCAGGGAAAUUUCCCACACUGGUUACUCACCAAGAAUCUCUAGAGGCUAAAGUUAACGAGACAAAAGCAAUGGUGAAAUUUCAACUCAAGAAAGUUCUUUGCAUGGGCGUGGCAGUGGGUAACUGUGCCAUGGAGGAGAAGCAGAUCUUUCAGAACGUUCAACUCAGCGUAAAUUUCCUCGUGUCUUUGCUGAAGAAGAAUUGGCAAAAUGUGAGAUGCUUGUACCUGAAGAGCACCAUGGGGAAGCCAUACCGAGUGUUCUAAUCGGCUGAUCGAUGAAUUGGAAAUUCUACUUUCUUUUCCAAUUUCUAGUUUUUUUGUUUAUUUUGCAGUAUUAAAGGACUGAGGUUAUCAAGUUAGGCAUGUUUGGUGCAGCCACCGAUGAGAUACUUAGCUUUUAUUGCAUCGGUGUGAGCUUCUUGUGGCGUCUGUUCUCUUCCUUUUUGCAGUUAAUUGUGACUGACCUCAGUGAUUUUAUUUA
Musa acuminata subsp. malaccensis (wild Malaysian banana) is the source of this 958-nucleotide messenger RNA. Its product is annotated as large ribosomal subunit protein uL1. NCBI's taxonomy places the organism in Eukaryota, Viridiplantae, Streptophyta, Magnoliopsida, Zingiberales, Musaceae. The record is from RefSeq and is a predicted model, not a curated record. Gene Ontology annotation, cellular component: cytosolic large ribosomal subunit. Gene Ontology annotation, biological process: translation; maturation of LSU-rRNA. Gene Ontology annotation, molecular function: RNA binding; structural constituent of ribosome.